UAUAGUUGGCAAAUCUUGUUAUUGCUCGUGGUAUUAUCCAAUGUUUUAGUAAGUCUCUUGCUGUGUUAAUUUACUUUGUGCUAUCCUGCUAGUUUACAGUCAAAGUUGUUGCCAGGUGAAGCUGAAAGCUAUUAUUUCUUAUUCCUAUGCUGACUAAUUAGUCUUUUGUUUCCUUGUAUCAGAAAGUCACAGACGCAGUGAGUUUAAAGCUAAUCAAUUACUAUACAUGUAUUGCAUGAAAUCAAACAGAAACGGCAUUUAGCAUGCUCACUUUCUGAUCUAGCAAUAGCGCUGAGCUUGUAGAGCUCCCAUUAGCUUAAAGGCAGAGCACUGCAUGGGUUUAUACAAAUUUAAAGCAAACUAGUUAGUAUUUUCUCUAAACAAAGAACAGCAAUAGCUAAAUUGGACAUUUCCGGGCUUGACCAUGCAGAACUCCUACUGAAGUCAAUGGGAGAUGGGCACUUGGUCCCUCCACAAGCAUAGUCUGAUUCACUAUUUAUUUUGUUGAAACUUUGGACUUGCUAUUCCAUUAAUUGACUGUUCUCUUUGUCUUUGUAUUUACUUUCCCAGAUGUUCCAGCCUAUCAUUUUACUUAUUCUCAUCCUUGUAUUAUUUUCAUCCCUUUCAUACACAACAAUAUUUAAACUUGUCUUCCUUUUUACACUGUUUUUUGUACUGUAAGCCAUUCAUCAUUUACUGUUCAUUGUAGUAUUAUUUUCAGUUUGUUUAUUUUGUCCACCCUCCAAGAUAAGAAGUGCAAGAGACAUAGUUUCUGUCAUAGCCACUGCUGUAAAAACACUGAAGACUACUUAUUUGCCAAAACCAAACCAAAACAAAAAAACCCUGCAAAAAUGUACCAAAAAGUCACCCAGUUGAAUAGGAAACCCACUCACUGCAGUGUUCCAGAUCAAGAUUCACAGAACUGGAUCCCAGCUAGCUAUGCAUUUCAUCGCUUUCACUGCUGUUUAGAAACGGACGGAAAAACUUCUGAAGGAUUUCUUAUUCCAUGAAAGGAAACAUUCAGGGAAGAAAGAAGAAAAGCAGAGCUAUCUUCUUGCUAUUACACACACUGUAACCAUGGACCUGCGUAAACAACUCGAGAACACUGAGAGGAACUGGAAUAAAGAGAAGAUGGAAUUGCUGGAGAGAUUUGACAAUGAAAGAAAAGAAUGGGAAUGUCAAUGGAAAGUCAUGCAGAAGAAAAUAGAAGAGCUUUACCAAGAGGUAAAACUUAGAAGGGAGAGCAGUAUGAACGUCCAUGAUAAUAAGGCCAUUCAGAGCAAGAUGCGGCAGCAGUCCAUGCAUUCCCCCACUUCAGAAGAGAGUGACAGAGCGGAGCUGAACUAUCAACACAAUGUGGCAAAUGACAUGAUAGAAAAAAGGAGCUUGCUCAGUAAAACAGGACAUGAAUGUAAAGAAAUCAGAGCCAAGAGCAGAAACAAUACUCUGUUAACAGACAAUCUGGCCUUUGAGAACCAUGAGGAACCUGAAGACAGCCUCAGCAUCAAAACUUCCAAGAAAAAUACCAAGAAUUAUAUUGGUGAUCUCAAUGUAGCUCUUAAAGAACUUGCCAGAGUCAGUGAAGAAUUAUGCAGCUAUCAAGAGGAAAUUCGAAAGAAGUCCAACCACAGGAGAAUGAAAUCACUUCCUUUUCUGGGGGAAUUUGAGGAAACACGAGACACAGUUAUUCUGCCUGAGAUGAACCAUGUGUCCAGCAACGAAUCACAGACUUCAGUUGCUUUUGAAACAGAGGAACAUAAUAAUAGGAAGAAUCUGAUGAACUCCACCAAGGCUUUGAAGGACAGAUGUUAUGGUGGCCUUACUGGUGACAGAGGAACAGACUUCAGAUCUUGGCAAAAGAAAGAAGCUCCACCAGUUCCUCCACGGAGCACUUCCCGGCAUCUAACAAACUCACUUUCUGCAGUUGUACAGCUUUCUGAAGCACCAAUAAGAGAUCCAGGCAUCAAAAGCAAUUGCAAGGCUCAGGACUGUAGGAGUGGAAGGAAACUGAUGAAUCCUUCACCUAUAAACCAGCAUGAAACUGCAGCAGCCUGUGCAAAUGAAGGGCAGGCUGUGAAAGUUCCUGUGAUGGUAACUGCUGCAAUACCUGUAACCAAAAAUGAGUGCAAUGUACCAACAAGUUUCUGCCACAACACGUGGACAUGUGAUGUGGGCAAACUUGGAAAAGACAAUAAAAGUGAACCUUCCCCACUGUCAUCCCAAAAGAGUAGUUCAGAUGGAAAUAUGGCACAAAGCAGCAAGAUGCACCAGAAACAAAAUCCCAAGUCCUACAGCAGCCCUUAUUACAGUAAUGACUUUUAUGCCCCUGCUACCCUGCACAAUGAUCUUUUGGCAGACUCUAGGUACACUUUGGGAAAGACCCCAAGAAAUGAAACUUUAGCAGCAAAGAUCGAUGAGUUUAACCGGACUGUAUUUCACACGGAUAAACGUACCAAUGCUUUGCAAGAAAACCAGGUGCCUCAAACAACAUCAGAAGAUCACAAACCCUGCGGCCCACUGUGUGACUCUGCUAUCGGCAGGACAGAAACUGUAAAUACAUCUUGUGUUUCAAAUCCCAAAUUCUCUGUGGCAAAGGAGCAAGAAACUAGCAACCCCAGCAAAGCUGUCAGAACGGCAGGGCAACAAAAGCAAAUAAAUGGACUUCCAAAUACUAGUGGUUAUAGGCACAUGCUUCACGAGCAUGACUGGAGACCAAGUAAUUUAUCCGGUCGCCCGCGUUCAGCUGACUCAAGGUCGAACUAUGGCGUUGUUGAAAAGCUUCUGAAAAACUAUGAAAAAUCAACAGCGGCUUCUCCGUGUAAUGCAAAAUGCUGCAAAGAUAAGUGGACAUGGGCAAAUUCUGAAUUCACCGAUGGGGGUUGUGAGACAUUGAGUCAGUAUUUAGAAAUGCUCCAGAUUGAGCAAGGAAAGCAAGAAUUGCCGAGGAACUCAGCCAGGCAUAUUGGGCAGCAACUCAAGCAAGGAAAAGAGAGACAGAAGUUACCAGAGAUAUCUGUGCCAGCUAAAUGUUCAAGUGGGAAGGGUUUCUCCCGGCCCGCUCGGCCAGCAAACCGACGCUUACCUUCCAGAUGGGCAUCCAGAUCACCGUCAGCACCGCCUGCUGUGAGAAGAACAGCAUACAACUGCUCUGUCUCCUUUCGGUCAGAGACCUCUGUAGUUUGAACCCCGAGCUGGGUUGGAUGGUGUUGUGAAAGCUCUACGCCUCAUUAUAACUGUGUUCGGUAUGUGUUAUAGCAACCAGUUCUACACUGUUGUAUCUUGUCCAAGAGUGACCCCACCACAUGCCGGACAAAGCGUUUUUAAUCUUAGGUCAUCAUCAUCAUGGUCUUCAGUGUUUUUAUUGAGACGAAAUAACUAUACCCCUGGUUUUCUCUGGGUUUUUUUUUUGGUAAUAGCUCACAAGGAAUUUAUUUUGAAUGGCAUCUUCCUUAAUUUGCCAGUCAAUUUUGAGUUGAAACAAUGUAUAGUGCUGUAUAUUCUGACUCUUCUGCAAACAGCAGAACGUAAAGCUGUAUGCAUGAUCAUGUGUUCGUAGGUGCAUGUGUUGGACUAGGAAGUAUACAGGUCUGUAUUUAGAAGAGACAAACUGUGCUAGAGUUGACAUUGAAAUUACAACCUAUAUGCCUACAUA
This is a messenger RNA of Tauraco erythrolophus (red-crested turaco), 3652 nucleotides long. Its product is annotated as KIAA0408 ortholog. NCBI's taxonomy places the organism in Eukaryota, Metazoa, Chordata, Aves, Musophagiformes, Musophagidae. The record is from RefSeq and is a predicted model, not a curated record.